Messenger RNA from Culicoides brevitarsis, 2964 nucleotides. RefSeq names its product RAC serine/threonine-protein kinase-like. The transcript has 3 exons. Bases 997 to 2541 code for a protein of 514 amino acids. Gene Ontology annotation, molecular function: ATP binding; protein serine/threonine kinase activity. Gene Ontology annotation, cellular component: nucleus; cytoplasm. Lineage: Eukaryota; Metazoa; Arthropoda; Insecta; Diptera; Ceratopogonidae. The record is from RefSeq and is a predicted model, not a curated record. Gene Ontology annotation, biological process: protein phosphorylation.
ACGAAAUCAAAAUAAUAAAUUUUCGACGUAAUAAUGCGAUUACGGUAAAAUUCUGAUAAAAAAUCUCGUCAAAACCGAGGAAAAAUACGUGAAACGUGUAAAUAUUCGCAAAAACUAAGCAUUACGCGUGUUAAAAGUGUCUCAAGUGCCCGAAAAACGACAAAAAUUGACGAAAAUAGGUGCCACUGAAAAAACGUGUUAAGCAAAAACAUUGAUAUUGUGUAUUUAUAUAUUGUGGCAAAAGCAAAACAAAUAGAUAAAGGGCCGUUUUGCCAGACAUUUUGUGUCGCAAAGUGAAUGCAUGGUGCCAAAUUGCGCACAAAAGUGCAGGAAAAAGGACAAAAGUAGGCAAAAAGUGAAAUAUUACGCCAAAAAAAUCCCCGAGAAACGAGUCGAAAAUUCCAAGUGACUCACUUGCAAAACACGACGUAUAUUAUGAAUGAAUUGGGAAUUCCAAUGAAAUAUUUUUGUGUUUGAGUGUCAAAGUUCGAUCCUAUUUUGAGAUGUAAACGCAUCUUGUCGCGCAAAAAGACUCGAAUACGAGGAAAAUCCUUGAACAGAAAAACAUAGUAGCAGUGAUAGGAUAAAAGUUGUUGUUGAAAAAAUAAUUGAGACGUAAAAAGCAGAAACCAGAGAAACCUAAUACAAUAUACAUACGCGCAGUGUGUCGCCGUAGAGUGCUACAGAAGUGAAUACAGUGAUAUCAGUUACAAGUAUAUAAUAGUAAAUACGUCGUCGCGUACUUGAAGAAAUAGUAAUUUACGCAGUUACGACACGAGUGCAUAAAACCCCCACACAACGCUACACACAAACGCUGCAUACCUUUAUCCGUUGAUACGUUGCUCGUGUUUGGAAGAGUUGAAUGCAUAUAAUUCAUUCACCAGUUGUUUUAUUAUUAUUAUUUACAACGACGCAAAAAAUAUGAGUAAAUGAUAAGUGAGAUAGUAGUACGAAAUUGGCCGAAAGAACGACGUAGAAGAAGCGAGGAGUACGAAAAUGAGCAAUUCAAAGAACUUUGAAGCAACGGCGCCCGCCAAAGAAACCGUGGAGAUCGUCAAAGAGGGAUGGAUACACAAGCGCGGCGAACAUAUCAAAACGUGGCGCCCGCGCUAUUUUGUCCUCAAAACAGACGGAAGUCUCGUGGGAUACAAAGUCAAGCCAGACGACACAGAAACGACGGAACGUUGUAACAACUUCACGGUGCGCGGAUGUCAGAUUAUCACGCGAAAUGAACCGCGACCUUAUACCUUUCUAAUACGCGGACUGCAAUCGAAUACGACAAUUGAACGGAUGUUUUGCCUGGAAGCCGAAGAGGAUCGCAUCAAAUGGGUCGAAGCAAUCAAUAAUGUCGCCAACAAAUUAAACGAAGCCGAAAUGCUAGCGGUACAAUCGUUAGAUGCUGAUGUCGAGGUAGCUGCCAUUGCCGAAGACGAGCUGCUGGAUCAGAAGUUUUCGUUGCAAGGCACUUCCUCGAACAGCGGAAGACGAAAAGUUACCUUCGAGAAUUUCGAGUUCUUGAAGGUGCUUGGUAAGGGAAACAAUGGAAAAGUUGUCCUGUGUCGCGAAAAAACCAAAGGUCAACUAUAUGCCAUCAAGAUACUGAAGAAGGAGAAUAUCAUCCAGCACAAGGAUAUUAAACAGAUAAUGGCUGAGAACAGAGUAUUAAGAAAUUGUAAUUUACAUCCAUUCCUUAUCUCACUCAAAUACGCCUUUCAAACUGCCGAUCGUCUCUGUUUUGUGAUGCAAUAUGUCAACGGAGGUGAACUUUAUUUCCAUUUGAAACGUGAACGUCAAUUCUCGGAGGAGCGAACGCGUUUCUAUGGCGCCGAAAUUGUCUCAGCGCUCGGGUAUUUGCACGCACACGGCGUCAUCCAUCGUGAUUUGAAACUUGAAAAUUUGCUGCUCGACAAAGAUGGACACAUCAAAGUAGCGGAUUUCGGUUGCUGCAAAGAGGGUCUCACGUAUAACGGCACAACAAACACCUUUUGCGGCACUCCGGAAUACUUGGCGCCCGAAAUUGUCGAAGACAACGAUUACGGGCGCGGAGUUGAUUGGUGGGCAACGGGCGUGAUACUGUACGAAAUGAUGAUCGGUAGACCGCCAUUCCUCAAUGAAAACCAAAAGAUCCUAUUUGAACAGAUUGAGAAGGAAAAAGUGCGAUUCCGUCGCUCGAUUUCCAUCGAAGCGGAAAGUCUUCUCAGCGGCUUGCUGGAAAAAUCGCCAAGCAGGCGACUCGGAUGUGGACCCGACGAUCACAAAGAGAUACAACGGCACAAAUUCUUCGCAUCGAUAGACUGGAAUAAUCUCCUUAAAAUGACACCGCCAUUCAAGCCUCAGGUUACGUCAGACACAGAUACGCGAUAUUUUGACUCUCAAUUUACGGGAGAAAGUGUCGAGUUGACGCCUCCAGAUCCAACUGCCCCAUUAGCCAUUAUCGACGACAAGCGUUUUUCGCAAUUUAGUUACCAAGAUUUGUCGUCGACCGUCGAAAAUCACUCGUACUUGAGUGGUGUGAAUCCCUUUUACAGCAGGCUACAGUAAAAUAGACUUUUUACGUUAACAUUUUUUGUUUCCUGAUAUUUUAUUAUAUUACAUGAAAGUUCCUCAAUUUAUUCUCUCAACAAGAAAUUACUCUUUGUAAAAACUAAACGAGUAGCAAAUCGAUAUCGAAAUGAAAAAAAAAUCGUUGAUCAAUCGCCAGGGGCGAACAAUGAUGAUAAAAACACACACAGUAUACUAAAUUAGUACUAAUAGACUAAAUUAACGCGUUUCCUUUAAUUUUUAAUUAAUUAUAUUUUACAUUAAUUAUAUUAUAUACAAACUUAUAUAACAACGGUGCUCAUUAGCUUAAUUUUAUAAACAAAAUAUUAUUCAUGUAAGAAACUCUAAAUAUGUAAUUCUUAGAUUAAUUUAAACAAAAAAUAUUUUAUGUAAAUUAUUAUCUAGAAUAAUUUUUAAGUUAAU